Messenger RNA from Dunckerocampus dactyliophorus (ringed pipefish), 1980 nucleotides. It is a transcript of the gene dnajb12a, whose product is annotated as DnaJ heat shock protein family (Hsp40) member B12a. The transcript has 9 exons. The coding region runs from base 51 to 1163 and encodes 370 amino acids. Lineage: Eukaryota; Metazoa; Chordata; Actinopteri; Syngnathiformes; Syngnathidae. Gene Ontology annotation, cellular component: endoplasmic reticulum membrane. Gene Ontology annotation, molecular function: Hsp70 protein binding. The record is from RefSeq and is a predicted model, not a curated record. Gene Ontology annotation, biological process: cellular response to misfolded protein.
AUCACCAAGCGUCCGGAGCAGGGGCAAGUAAAUACUUCCGCCGUGUAGCAAUGGACUCAAACAAGGACGAAGCAGAGCGUUGCAUUAAAAUAGGUCUAAAUGCAGUCAGCAACAACCAACCAGACAAGGCCAGGAAGUUUCUAGAGAAAGCCCAGCGUUUGUUUCCGACAGACCAGGCCAAAAUCUUGCUGGAGAGGUUGUCGCAAAAUGGAAAGCCUCCGGACGAGCAUGGCGGAACUGUUAACGGAGAGGGACCCACCAUGAGACACCGACACCACAGAGAAGAGGCACAAACGUCCGCGCAGGGCCACGCAGAAUCAGCAAAGCCUUACACCGCCGAACAGCUGGAGGCGGUCAGGAAGAUUAAGGCCUGCAAAGAUUACUACCAAAUCCUUGGUGUAGAAAAGUCAGCGUCUGACGAUGAUCUCAAAAAAGCCUACAGGAAGUUGGCACUGAAGUUUCACCCUGACAAAAACCACGCGCCCGGCGCCACGGAGGCAUUCAAAGCCAUCGGAAACGCGUACGCCGUGCUGAGCAAUGCGGAGAAGCGGCGGCAGUAUGACCAGUAUGGAGAGGAGAGGUCGCACCCGAGCAGACACAGGCAGCACCGUGACUUUGAAGCAGAUAUUUCACCCGAGGACCUUUUCAACAUGUUCUUUGGCGGAGGCUUCCCAUCAAGUAAUGUACACGUUUACAGAAAUGGAAGAAUGCACUUUGCGCACCAUAAUAGGCAAGAAAGAAGAGAGCAGCAGAGAGAUGGAGGUCUUGCUCUGUUUGUCCAGCUGAUGCCCAUCCUUAUUCUCAUCCUCGUGUCUGCUCUCAGCCAGCUAAUGGUCACGCAGCCCCCCUACAGCCUUAGCUACCGCCCGUCAGCUGGGCACAUUCACAAAAGGCAUACGUCCCACCUGAAGGUGCCUUUCUAUGUGAGCGAGCGCUUCAGUGAAGAAUUCAGCGGAACUAACCUGAAGAACUUGGAGAGGACUGUAGAGGAAGACUACAUCUCCAACCUCAGGAACAACUGUUGGAAGGAGAAGCAGCAGAAGGAAGGCCUCAUGUACCGCGCUCGCUAUUUUGGCGACUCUGAGCUGUACCAAAGGGCGCAGAAGAUGGGAACUCCCAGUUGCAGCCGGUUAUCUGAGAUUCAGGUCAUACUGGACGGAUAGAGGACAGACAGACAUAGAUGGGGUCUUUGGUACUUGAAUCAGUUUUGGAGGACCCGGUCUGGAGGCCCCCCCCCCCCACCAUUCGGAGUGUAUUUGUGCCGCGAAACCAAGAGAAGAAAAGAAGCCUUCCGCACUCCAGCGGGCGGCAGACCUCAUCAGGGAACCCACUCUGACCUCCCGUGCAAACAAGCCACAAGAAAUGUUGGCUGACAUUUUUCUUCCCUCUCUUCAGGACGGCCAGGUGGUCCGUCUGGUGGUCCGGUGAAUGAAGCUGCUAAAUUGAGCUUUUCUCUAUCCCUUUCUUUUUGUUUGUUUUUUUGAGAAACCUCUCGGCCUUCUCGUGUGUCUUGAGACACUCACGAGGAAAGUGUGUAAUUUUUUUUAAUAGUUCUUUCUAGUGUAAAUAUUGAUUUAGACUUUUUAACAGUGUAGAAUUAUUAUUAUUAUGAUAUUAUAGUGAAUUUGCUCAGCAGCCCGUCGGAUCAAGAUCAUUGAAACUGAUUGCACAAGUAAACCUUAUUUAUUAAAUUAACAAGCUAAAAGAAGUUGUAUAAUGUUGUUUUUUUCCAAUAAAUUUUGUUCGGAAUAAUGGGAAAUGUAUUCAAUGCCAGAGACCACACACGCUACUAUAGAAAAUAAUUUAUUUCCAGUACAAAAAGCGAUAACAUUUGAGAGAGCAAUUAUAUGUCUUUUACAUUUUUUUAAAAAAGAUACACCCGCAGGUGAUGAGCUGCCUUGUUUGCAAGUACAAGUUGAGGAUGGUGCGCUUGGUGCCAUUUUUUUUUUAAGUCCUCAGAGGUAGGAGUGUGUGUGGCGA